Molecule: messenger RNA, 6746 nt
Organism: Zalophus californianus (California sea lion)
Lineage: Eukaryota; Metazoa; Chordata; Mammalia; Carnivora; Otariidae
Gene: RGS6
Product: regulator of G protein signaling 6
Exons: 17
Coding region: 453-2042 (529 amino acids)
Biological process (GO): intracellular signal transduction; G protein-coupled receptor signaling pathway; regulation of G protein-coupled receptor signaling pathway
Molecular function (GO): GTPase activator activity
Source: RefSeq, a predicted model, not a curated record
CGCGGCGAGAGCUCCGUCCGGCUCCGGCUCCGGCUUCCUCCAGCUGCGGGAACCGGCGGGCGCUGAGGGGGCGGACCGACCUCCGCGGAGCCCGGAGGCCUGGGGCGGGCGAGGCGGGCGAGGGGCGAGCGCCGGAGACCCCGAGCGCCCCGCGCCCAGGCACCAUGCGACCAGCCGCGCCUCCUCGCCAGCCCCGGGCUUCGCUCUCCGCUCGUUGAGCCCCGCGCUCGCCACCGCAGCAAGUCGCAAAGACGAGGCGGGUCGCUGGAGAGCAGAGGGGAGACCGCCUCGGACGUGCCCCCCGCCCCACAGAGGCUGCGGGUCCCUCGUUCCCUGGGCUUCUCUAGCUUUACCAUGAACCUGGCGCAAGCUUGGCUUUAGGAGAAAUUCAGAAGCCGGAGGGGGAGUCAGUGCAAUUCUUUGGUUGCUAAGUGUGAGUGAAGAUAUCCAGGAUGGCUCAGGGAUCUGGGGAUCAAAGAGCAGUGGGAAUCGCUGACCCAGAGGAGAGUUCUCCAAAUAUGAUAGUCUACCGAAAAAUUGAAGACAUAAUUACAAAGAUGCAAGAUGACAAGACAGGUGGUGUGCCCAUCAGAACGGUCAAGAGCUUUCUCUCCAAAAUUCCCAGUGUUGUCACAGGUACUGACAUCGUGCAGUGGCUUAUGAAGAACCUUUGCAUCGAGGACCCAGUUGAAGCAAUACACUUGGGAAGCCUUAUAGCCGCCCAGGGCUACAUCUUUCCGAUCUCAGACCACGUUCUCACCAUGAAGGAUGAUGGCACCUUUUACCGUUUCCAGGCCCCGUACUUUUGGCCUUCGAACUGCUGGGAGCCUGAAAACACCGACUAUGCCAUCUAUCUCUGUAAGAGGACAAUGCAGAAUAAAGCAAGGCUGGAAUUGGCAGAUUAUGAAGCAGAAAACUUAGCAAGACUCCAGAGGGCCUUUGCAAGGAAGUGGGAAUUCAUCUUUAUGCAAGCAGAAGCACAAGUGAAGAUAGAUCGGAAAAAGGACAAGACGGAAAGGAAAAUUUUGGAUAGUCAAGAACGGGCCUUUUGGGAUGUGCACAGGCCAGUGCCAGGGUGUGUGAACACAACAGAAAUGGAUAUCAGAAAAUGCCGGCGUCUGAAGAACCCACAAAAGGUUAAAAAGUCAGUGUAUGGCGUGACUGAAGAGUCCCAGUCGCAAAGCCCCGUGCACAUACCCAGUCAGCCAAUCAGGAAAACUACAAAAGAGGACAUCCGGAAACAGAUAACAUUUUUGAAUGCACAGAUUGACAGACAUUGUUUAAAAAUGUCCAAAGUGGCUGAAAGCUUAAUUGCUUACACGGAACAGUAUGUGGAAUAUGAUCCUUUGGUCACGCCGGCUGAGCCCUCCAAUCCCUGGAUCAGCGACGAUAUCACUUUAUGGGACAUAGAGAUGAGCAAAGAACCCAGCCAGCAGCGAGUCAAGAGAUGGGGCUUCUCUUUCGACGAGGUAUUGAAGGACCAGGUGGGGCGGGACCAGUUCCGGAGAUUCCUGGAGUCCGAGUUCAGCUCAGAAAACCUCAGGUUCUGGUUGGCUGUCCAAGAUCUCAAGAAACAACCCCUCCAGGAUGUGGCCAAGAGGGUAGAAGAAAUCUGGCAAGAGUUUCUGGCUCCAGGGGCCCCAAGUGCAAUCAACCUGGACUCUCACAGCUAUGAGAUAACCAGUCAAAACGUCAAAGAUGGAGGGAGAUACACAUUCGAAGAUGCCCAGGAACACAUCUACAAGUUGAUGAAGAGUGACAGCUAUGCCCGCUUCCUCCGGUCAAACGCUUACCAGGACCUCCUGCUGGCCAAGAAGAAGUGGAGAAGGGGCGCCAGGGGGCACCAACCUCCAGGGAAGUCACCCGAUGAACUCAGGCAAGUUCUUGACUUCUCCCCUCCUGCCAAACCCAAGCCAGGACCCUUACCUCCCUACCUGGCUCUUAGGCUCCUGACUGCUUCCCUCAGCAGGGCCUCCCCAGGCCUGCGAUCACAUGCUCACUCAUCAUUUAUGAACCCGAGCAUCAUAUCUCCUCCUGGGUAACCUUCAGUCUCCUUGAGAGAACAGCUCAUCUCUGGAGCCUCCCACUUCUUGCCUACUGAGGUCAUUUGGUGAGGCCCAUUCAGCAAAACCCUAUUUUCAUUAGCAGGGAUGAAAAAUGCCUAUACCACAACAAGGUGAUCAGUUUGGAUCAAGGCACUAGACACAGUGUUCCCGAUUAGUCCAGUUCCAGUUCUUCUCGCAGAGGAACUGGGUUUCUCCUACACUGGAGUAGGAACCCCCGGAUUGAGCCAAAAGGCAAAGUCACGGGACCCGCAACUGAAAAAGAAUAAGGAGUGGGAAAUUUCAAAGCAGAGAUGCGAUAGCUGGAUUGUUUCCCAAUAUUUUUUUUUUUUUGAGGGUAAUUACAGAGAGCAAAAUGAACAGAUCUGAAGUGUGUGGUUCAAUGAAUUUAACAAAUCUAUGCACCAGUGUCACUGACGCCCCAUGGUCCUGGAAAGUUCCCUUAUGCCGCUUUCCAAUCAAUUCCAUCCUUCUCCUCCAGAGACAACCACAGUUGAUUUCUAUCCCCAUAGUAACAUGGAUUUAGACUGGGUGGACCUGAGAUCUGUAACUUUGGUCUUUGGUCAUCUAGGCAAGUCAGCUUGAGAGUCUCAUCAGCAGCUGAGAUGUCUUUACUCCCUUAGCAUUGAGAAGGGUCCUGCCUGAGUCCCUAGUGCUUGGCUCUGCUGUCCCCAAUAUGCCACCUAACCCCAGUAACCCCCAGGGUUACUCUCUGAGCCACAGCCCUCCUCCCAGCCAAAGAGUGUAGCAUCAGUGUCCCAGGUAAGUGGCGAAAGCUCUUGGUAACCCGGAUCGUGCAUGCUUUGUUGAUUAAUAUCUGGAAGUGCAAUGCACAGAGCCACAGCAUGUCAAGCAGCAUGUUGAUUUUUCUUAAAGCAUGGCACAAAAGGGAGACAUUCCUUUUGUGCAUUUCCUUUUAGAAAUGAAGGAUUCCAUGACCACCUUCUUCCAGGCUUCUAGCCAUCAAGAUGGCCACAGAGCUGAAAUGAUUAGUCAGGGUGGAGGGUGGACUUUUGUGAACCCAGUCCAUGAAAUUGAAGGUUCCUGAUCCUCUUGGGUUAACUUUGCCAAAUGUCUCAAAGGUGAAAAGCACUCUGUCUGUAUGCAAAGCUUUGGUGUCUCUGGAAUGCACCUUCUGCAGUUCAGUUCUUAAUCACUGUGUAUUUUUUCACUUGGACAAAGGCUGCCUGCUAAUAGCAUUUUCAACCACCUUCAGCUGCUUUGCUCAGCUACGACAAGGCCUCGGGCUGAGCUGGCUGCCCUUCCUGGCACCAUGAUCCAUUCCCAACCGACCAGCGCUGGGGAACAUCACACAUUCACACCCUGAAAAAAUGGCUUCCCCCGUAACUAUGCAAGAUGCCGGGCGGAAAUAGAAUUACCACACUCCCCUUCCUAAGAGCUUCCUACAGCAUCAUCCGAUUAAGGCAGGGAAGGGGGCGAAGAAGAGGGAGGAAAAGAGCCCGAGAGCAUGCAGGGCAGGAGCUCUCUUCUCUCUGGACAGAGCAGGUAGCUCAGGGGCUCCCAGCAAGCCCCUAGCAGCAUAGACCUGGGGGCAGCUCAUCUCUGAACACAGGUAGCCUCUGCUGUCAGAUUUCACUUUGAUCCCUGAAAAUUACAGGAGCCUCAGCUCUUCAGAAGAGAGGCAGCUGCUGAGCCAGUGUGAUUGCAGGCUUUCCUUCCCAAAACCCAAGGCCAGGCAUCUAGCCAUGCCUGCGUCCUGCAUGAAUAACCACCUUCCAGCCCCACCCGGGAGGUCACUGAGUAGCGGACAGAUUGCAGUUGGACUGAGCUGCCCCCUGAGGGGACCUGAAACCUCACGACCUCCUUUAGCAACAGAACUGGCAUUUGAAAAAUGUGUGUGUGCAGGGAUGGGGGGAGGGAGACAAAAAUGCCAAGGAACACCACCUGGAUUGCUGAGAGGCUGGGAACAAUCUCAGGGCAAGUUCUCUAGGCUGGCCUCUGAAGUCUUGAGAAAUGGAAGCAAACUGGGGGCAAGGGGAGGGGCAGGCUUUGACAGCCGGCCACAGGGCCCUGGAGUCAGAGCUAUGAGGCUGAGCUCCAGGACUCAAGCAGGAAGAGAUUAAUUAGCGCCUCCAAGCCCACCCCAGCCCCUUCUACAGAACAGGGAGGGGUGGAGGGUGGAGGACCUCGGGCCCAAAGGCACCUCAAACAGAUGGACAGUUCCAUAAUAAUCCAGAUAUAGAAUCUUCAACCCACAGCCCCCUCUCCAGCCAAAAUGACCUCACUAAUGAGGAAGAAGCCAUAAUGAGGGUUUGGAUGUCUGGUAAACCUCACCUUCUUUGUUUCUGGGCUCUUAACAUACACGCUAGCAAUAGACCGUUAUUCAGGAGCUUUAGUGAUUUUUUUUUUCCACAUACGCCAGCUCAAUCCGAGCCCGAAUACCAUGUAUGGCAAAGCCAAAACAUAUAUAUUUGGUGACACAAGAUGUGAUUUGUUGCCCUGGUGGAAAAGGGACAGAAGGAGAAGGGGAGGAGCCAAUAUUUGGGGUGUGGUUACUGCAGCAAUAAGGGGCACCGAGAGGCAAGCAAAAUCCUGCAGUGCCUUUCACAUGAGCAGGGAUGGACAUGGGUGAAGGGGCUGGGGGAGGUUUGUUACAACUCUCGGACCAGGAGGCCCCUAGACUCAUCAGCUCCACAUUUCCCCCGAGGACCUCACACACGUCCCCACACUUGCUGCCUUCAGGCCUGCAUCAAGAAGGCACAGUCCCAGGUGAACCAAGAGGAUGACAAAUGCCUCGAGCUCCAUCUAAGAAAGGGCAGUCAAGGAGAGCACCAGCCAUGUGUGCGCCUUAGAAUCCAGGGGCUGGAGCAAGUCCUUGAAGGGCAGCCUCUGCCAGCUGUGAGCUCUUGUCCCACCUAACCCACUCUACACAGGGAAAUAGCCACCCUGCUUUUAGUGAUUUGCAAAGACUGGCACUGGAACCUUCUAGGAUUAAAAAAAUCUGAUUAAAAAAUCCUUACCCUGGUAUAAAUGUAGCCUGCUGCAGGCUAAGUUUAGUGUAUUUGAAGAUUCAGAUAAGGGGGGAGAUUUUGUGUGUGUGUGUGUGUGUGUGUGUGUGUGUGUGUGCGCGCGCGCGCGCGCACAUGUGUUUAAAAUUGGGGAGAAAAAAAUGAAGUUUUGUCUCACUAGUGAAAAUGCAGGGUGAAAUAAAAGGGGAAGAAGAGCUAGGGGAUGUCUAUGCAGACUUUCCAACAGCUCCCGAGGGCAGUUCCAUUUCUGGACAAGGUCCCGUGCAUGCCACUGGAAUUCUCAAAGUCAGGCUGGCACGUCCCUCUAUGGAGAGCUAAGCCAGAUGACACAUUGUCUUGCAUCCAGCAAACUCACAGCCCUUGUUCAUUUACUAGAUACACCCAUUAUCCAUCAAUUCAUCAAUCAGCCGGUUUAUUGAGUACUCUACCAGGCUUCACAAACCUGAUCAAUUUUUUUAAUUACAUCCAGCUUGCACUCAGCCAAGCCCAGUAAACAAGAUGAGCCCUCACACCCCUCUUGGAAAUGAACAUGAGGGGCCGCUGGCCUUGCAGUCCCUCACUACCAAACACCACAGCCCAUGCUGAUGAGGACCAUGUGCUCCCCUUUGCAGAUGGCGAUGGUUUAGCUGACUGGCUGUCAACAAUAGCAUGGGUUUUGAGUAUUUUCUCAGACACAGUGAUCAGUCUGCUCGGGUCCAGCCACACUCUCCUCUAGAGCCCUGUCCAAUGUUCUGGAUUUCUUUAGAGGGUGAGCAGGGAAUGGGCACAGGCUGCGUCAAGGGAAAUAAGCAAAACGAGACUCACUCAUCCUCCUCAUCCAUCCUCGUGGUGCCCGAUCCCACAUCAGAGGCUCCUCGGCCACCUCCUCCCAGGCACAGGAGUCACUGGCCUCUCUCAAGAUCUCAGUGCCUCAUGCACCAGGCCUCAUGGUCCAGUUCAGUUUUUUCAUUUUCAAGAACUGCUACAUGGCAAGUGAAGGGCUUAUAGAUGUCCCGAUGUGGAGUCAUCAAACUCAGCCCCUGGGUACCACACACAGAGAGCCAGGAACACAGGACAUGGCAGGAGCGUGCUGCCCUGGGGCCUGUGGUGGCACCCGUUCGCCAGCCCAGGCUCCCAGCCUUGGCGCAGGCCCCUAUAUUUCCACAGUCCUAGAACCUGUCAUCAAGAGGUCACCACACCUGUGUGUCUCUCCCGGGGAGGGCUCAAUCCUGCCUUUCAGACAGGAUCCUACGUCUCCUGCAUUCUUAAGACGAGUUCAUUCAUUAGCUUCUAGUUACCCAAAUCCUUCACCAUCACCUGUGUGGGUCAACCCACCCUCCCUGAUCCUACUACUCCUCAGUCCACCUUUUCCUUCCUCGCUUGAAUGAAAUCAAGUUCAGGGGCAGCCCACAAGCAUUAAGAGACACUCUACCUAAAGAGUGAAAAUGCCUCGUUUGGGGUAAGUAAAAUUCCCACACCCCAAAAAGAGGACCAGCAACACACCUUCACUCCCCACCCCGUGCCCCAGAGCCCUAGUUGUUCCAACUGUCUGCGGUCAAGGCCCCGAACCCAGAGAUCAGCAGGGUCCGUUAGCUAAGUCGUUUGGCCUUCGGGGCUCGUGCAGCAAUUACUUCACCUGUCUGGCUCUCUGUCUCGGUCUCUGUCCGUGUGUGUGUGUGUGUGUGUGUGUGUGUGUGUGUGUGUGUGUGUGUGU